This is a messenger RNA of Nothobranchius furzeri (turquoise killifish), 1241 nucleotides long. RefSeq names its product small nuclear ribonucleoprotein 48 (U11/U12) (gene snrnp48). NCBI's taxonomy places the organism in Eukaryota, Metazoa, Chordata, Actinopteri, Cyprinodontiformes, Nothobranchiidae. The record is from RefSeq and is a predicted model, not a curated record.
UCUAACCACUUUUUAUUACGUCAUCAUCUUGUGCGUUAGCUUCUUUCUGUUUGCUAGCGAAAAAGAAAGGAAAUUAUUUCGUUUUACAGUUUUCGUUAAUGUUGACCUAAAAGCGUAAUAAUGUCAGAAGGUUACCCGGAGGGCCCGGACCUACAGGAGUUGACAGAAUUCACAGAAAAAUGCAAAAAACAGUUAAACGACAUAUUUGAUGAGUUAGGAUGGUCGCAGGAUUACAAAGAUCCGGAGCCGAUGGAGCAGUGUCCUUAUGACCCCAACCACAAAGUCCCAGUCAGGACCAUGGAGAAGCACAAGGCUUCCUGCAGGCUCCAGAAGUUGGGCUACACCGCUGAAGAGCAGGCAGAGAUGUACGAUCCAUCUGUGUGUUAUGAAAACAGCAACAUCAGAAGCUUUAUAAUGGACAAAUCUACCCAGCAUCAAGUCAUCCUACAAGCCAGAUCUGCAGCUCCUCUAAUGAAGAUGAAAGGAGUUUUAUGGCAAGGUCAGUACUCUGUCCAGCCUGUUGAUGUGCCUCAGAACCACAAAAGGGCCGUGUGUGACCUCACUGUAGCCGACCGAUUGGCUCUUUAUGAUUAUGUGGUCGGCACCCUCAACCAGCAGAAGGAAUCAGCCACGGCCAGCGACGAUCUCUACGUAGAUUUGGUGUCCAAACUCCGAAAAGAUGAAAAGCAAAAUGAGCCAAAGAGUCACCUGGAGCUGAUGGCUGAGAUGAGGGACUACAAGAGACGGCGUCAGUCCUACAGAGCCAAGAAUGUCCACAUCACCAAAAAAUCCUACACGGAGGUGAUCAGAGAGGUGAUCAACGUUCAUUCAGAGGAGCUUUCCAGACAGUGGAAGGAGGAAGAAGAUGAGAAAGAUUCCUCAGGAUCAGAUCGUUCCCCCCACAGUCGCUGGCCGGAUAAAAGGAGGUCAAGAUCUACCGAGUCUCGCCACAACAAGCGCUAUCGCAGCCGAGAGCGGAGCCGAGACCGGGGUGGCAAGAAGAAGAAAAAGAGGACAAGAGAGUCCCGUUCCCCGGAUGAUUACCACCAAGAGCGGAAGAAGAAGAAGAAGAAAAAGAAGAAGAGGAAAGAUGACGGAGAAGGAAAAGUGAGCGUGCCGGACCAGAAGCUACAAAUUCAAGAAUGAACGCUGUGAAGUUUUCUGCUUUAAAGACGAAAUGAAAACUAAACCUUUGUUUUUUUUUAUGGAUGCAAAUAAAAAUAAAGUUUCUACAUCAACAA